Ectocarpus siliculosus is the source of this 2257-nucleotide messenger RNA. The record is from the annotation of a GenBank genome assembly. NCBI's taxonomy places the organism in Eukaryota, Phaeophyceae, Ectocarpales, Ectocarpaceae.
AUGGAGCGCCUUCGCAAGCUGAGGGCGGGCAUCUCCCAUCACGACAGCGCCAAGCGCUUCACGAGCCUGGGCAUCGACGUCUACAUCGGGCACGGAGAGUUCUCCUCACCCAACACCGUCCAGGUGAACGGCAAGACCCUCAAGUUCAAGUCCGCCGUCGUUGCCACUGGAGGUUCGGCCGCCCUGCCGCCUAUCCCGGGUCUCAAGGAAGCCCCAUACCUCACGAACGCCUCUGUCUUCAACCUCACCGCCCUACCCAGAAGGCUGGUGGUGAUCGGAGGAGGACCCAUCGGUCUCGAGCUGGCCCAGGCGAUGCAGCGCUUCGGGUCGGAGGUCACCGUGCUCAUCCGCUCCGGAGCUAUCAUGCCCAAGGAGGAUGACGACGCCAGGGCUAUCGUCCUAGAGUCCCUCCUUAAGGACGGCCUGAACCUCCAGUUCCACCUCAAGUUCCUCCGCGUGGAGCACGAGGAUCCCAAGGAGGAGGGAGACUUCCCCCUCAUCAAGAUCUUCGUCGAGCAGGACGGCCAGGAGAAGGUGUUCGAGUGCGAAGCCCUCCUGGUGGCCACCGGGCGGAAGCCCAACGUGAGCAACGUGGGCCUGGAGAAGGCGGGGGUGGAGUUCAACCCCAAGGACGGCGUCAAGGUCAACGACCAGCUGCAGACCACCAACAAGUCUAUCUACGCCGUCGGGGACUGCUGCACGAAGUUCCAGUUCACUCACGCCGCGGACUUCAUGGCAAGGAUCGUCAUCAGGAACGCGCUCUUCUUUGGCAAGGCGAAGUUCAGCGACCUCCUGAUCCCAUGGGCCACCUUUACCGAGCCGGAGGUGGCCCACGUUGGGCUGUACCCUCGCGACAUGGAGGCGCAGAAAAUCGCUUACGACACGUACACCAAGCAGUUCGACGACAACGACCGCGCUAUCCUGGAGGGCGAGACGGAAGGUUUCGUGAAGAUCCACGUGAGGCGUGGCACCGACCGCAUCAUCGGGGCAACCAUCGUCGGGGCCGGUGCCGGCGACAUGAUCAGCGAGGUGUCCGUGGCGAUGCAGUCGAAGGUGGGCCUCGGCAGCUUGGCGGGCGUGAUCCACCCUUACCCCACCAGAGCCGAGUCCAUCCGCCAGGCCGGCGACCUGUACAACAAGACCAAGCUCACGCCGGCGGUGCGCUCGUUGUUCCGCAACCUCAUGGCCAUCAAGCGCUAAAACAAAACGAGCGACAGACAUCCUUGAAGGAGGCGGGCGAUACCGAGUCGGGAUUGUUUUUCGCUUGCUGAGUAUUUUUCGACGAGAGAGAGAGAGAGAUAGAAGGGAGGUCGUCGGUGUGGUUUGUCGUUACAUGGGCUUGCUUGCAUGCUGUUGUGUAGCCCUUGCGAGGAGGCGCGAUGACCGAGUUGGGGUCGUUUUCUAGCUGGGUUCAGUAGUUUUUGACGAUAAGAGAGAAGAAGGAAGUCGUCGCUGUUGUUUGCCUUGCUUGCUAUUGUGUAGCCCGCGUGAUCCUGCAGUUGGCGCGUUUCCGUGUUUCGCGUGCUUUUAUUUUGAUGCUUUCUACAGUAUCUUGACACUCCUUGUCGAACCACCGAGUUGUUUCAGCAAGCGUGCUUUGCUUGGCAAAUAAUCUUAUCUGGUUCGCCAGGGUUCUGUCCCCUGUGAAUUGAGCAUGUGCAUCCUCUAGGUAUUGUACCGGAGUAUACGGAGGCGUGAUUUACAUCACGGCGAACGAUAUUUAGACCGGCUGGUAUACGUUGGUACGCGUUGCUUGCAUGGGGUCCGUGUAGAACUCGCCACCUCGAUCGGGACUACGCGAGAUCGUCUUGGUCCAUGACCAACGUAAUUGCUUUUUGUGAAUUUGCGUGCCCUUGUUGCCUGUGCCUGGGUCACGGCGAUCGCGUGUCGUACCUAGUUGUUGUGGUGUGAGCUUGCCGUGAUUUGGAUAUUCAAGCAUAAGCAUGUACCGUACUGUAGACAGACCUCGUUCGGGUGUCACACAGAUUUGACGAACCGGGGAGUAGAGGCGUUUUUUCCUUCUUUUUUUCAUUUGUUUUUAAGAGCACACGAGCGUGAGCACCCAACGGUAGUGUGGGAAAGCGUUUGCGUUGUUGUUCUUUUUUUCUCGUUUGCUUUGCAGCUGCUGGGUAGAAUGGGUCUUGAUGUUUAGGGCACAUUCCGGUCGAAGCCGUUUGUCGAGGUUGCGAUUUGUCAAUGGCAUCACAGUAUGCCCACAGUAUGCUCACACGUUAAACCUGAGAACCGGGCGAUUCAG